Molecule: messenger RNA, 3889 nt
Organism: Esox lucius (northern pike)
Lineage: Eukaryota; Metazoa; Chordata; Actinopteri; Esociformes; Esocidae
Gene: gpr52
Product: G protein-coupled receptor 52
Exons: 1
Coding region: 1860-2981 (373 amino acids)
Biological process (GO): G protein-coupled receptor signaling pathway
Cellular component (GO): membrane
Molecular function (GO): G protein-coupled receptor activity
Source: RefSeq, a predicted model, not a curated record
UGGAAAGGGAGGGAGGGAGUGAGAGAGAGAGUGUGGGGGUAGAGAGUGUGAGAGAGGAACGGGCAGACAGAGGGAAGUGGAAGCCAGUCACAGCAUCUCCUCCCCACUGCACCAGUGGAGAGGGACAGGUCCUCUCCUCACCUCUCCUAAAGGUUCCUGUUUAUUUUUUCGGGUUGUCGCGUUUGGUUUUUCCUUUGUACUUCACUCGAGGACUGCUGAAUGAAACCGCAUUAUUGUGUUGACUUAUUUUUGAUUUGGGCAACGGAAAUAAGAGGAGAUGCGCACAGAGGGCAGUGUUGAAACCAGGACUUGAACUGGGAUACUCUUUCUCUGAUCUGGUGGAGUGGAUUCUCUUUUGUUAUGCUUGGGUUUUUGUUACAGAGAGCAGACACUGAGUGGACGAAAUAAUCAAAAGGCCAGACAGCAAUGCCUCCCCUGAACAAAAAGGGCAUUUAAAAGGACCCAGGAUUGUAUACGUAAUUAUAUCAAUCACGGAAACAGGCACUUUUGAGGCAGUGUUGAUGUGAAUCUCUUUUACCCCUGGUGGUUUCAGAGUGUUGGUAGGAUAAACAGGAGGAAUGCAGAUUGAUCUGACACCCAUCCCAGCCUGGGUCCUGAACAGGGAGGAGAAACAAUCUGAAGAACACACAGACACUCAGAUGGCCUCUAGAGACUCCAGUAUCCCUUCAUGUGGUCGAGUGGAUGACUCCCGUCGACUCCGACUGUCUUAACGUGAUCAACCUUCUUUACAACCUUGAAGACAAAAGUUUCAGGAAAGUGUGUGGAUUUGGACUCCAGAGACUAAAGCCUGAUUUGUUGCUGUGUGUGUGUGUGCGCGUGCACACACACACACACACACAGGCACACAACUAACAGGAUCGGGGUUUUGCUGCACCUCGCCUGGCCUCUGUCUGACUGCGGAGCAUUGUAAACAUAAUUCCCCAGCGCUCUGUGGAACGAGAGCCAUGACAUUAACACCCACCGAGAGCCCUGUGUUUUUCUAGCGCGUGUCUGUGUUUUGAUUUGGACAAUAGCAGCGCAUACGGUGGGUCCAGACACAGACCACAGGACAUGGUAUUACUCCAAAAUAAAAGGAUGCAAACUACAAGAAUGAGAACUGACUGCUGCUACCCUGCAGUUACAGCAUUUUAUUAUAUUCUUUUUAAUACAUUUUUUUUUACUUUAGAGGGCAGCCUAACACUGGCUAAUGAGGAUGUAUUGUCAUUACUCGUGUGACUUUGGGAUUUUACCAGCGGUUCUUUCUCUGUGAUCUUAAACAAGCUCUUCAAAAGUCAGAAUGGCUUUUUUGCUGUAAAUUAUUUAAUAAAAUGUUUGUCUUAUUCACAGUCUCAAAAUAGUUGUCACAUGACCCCGGUCUUCUUGCGGUAGGUUCUGUGCUUAAGCGCCGUGCCUACUCACUACUCCUGGCUUCUUAGCUCUGUUCAUUUUUUGCCCUCGUCUGGACAACAACCCCUGCGCUCGACCCCCCAGUGGCGUCCCUUAGUAGAGUCAGGAGAUGUGGUCAGGUAUAGCAGUGGGGAUCUCUGCCGCUGGGAUAGAUCCCUAUCUAAGCAUUGGAAUACUUGUUUCUAUUCGUUGAGGGGAAUUCUUUUCUUCUUCUUCCAACACUCUAAGCAUGACUGAUCGGAAAAGGAAAGCCGCGCCGGCAGUCACGCUGUCCUGUGGCCUGUAUUGAUUUCUGUCAGUCUGUGUUCAUGUGAUUGAGAACUAGCUAUGUGAGAGGCGACGUGAAGGAUCGAAAGAGAGGAGAGCUCUUUUGGCUGCGGGAGGGCCCCGACCGGUCUUCAGUUAGAGGCCGCCUCUGCGUCGCUGGCAGCGCCAACCAAACCGGACCCACAAUGAACCAUUCUGCGCUGCCGACGGACCCGGUGCCCACCGCCAACGGCAGCCUUGUGGGCCCGGACCCCAACCACUCGUGCCCGCUGGGCUGGGGCCAGAACGAGGGCCUGGAGGCUUGUGUCUUGGAGACGGCGGUCAUCGUGCUGCUCACGGUUCUCAUCAUUGCCGGGAACCUGACGGUCAUCUUUGUGUUCCACUGCGCGCCACUACUGCACCACUACACCACCAGCUACUUCAUCCAGACCAUGGCCUACGCCGACCUGCUGGUAGGCCUCAGCUGCCUGGUGCCCACCCUGUCCCUCCUGCACUACCCGGCCGGCGUGCAGGAGCCCGUCACCUGCCAGGUCUUCAGCUACGUCAUCUCGGUGCUCAAGAGCGUCUCCAUGGCCUGCCUGGCCUGCAUCAGCGUGGACCGCUACUUGGCCAUCACCAAGCCUCUGUCCUACAACCAGCUGGUGACGCCCUGCCGACUCCGCGGCUGCAUCGCCCUCAUCUGGGUCUACUCCUGCCUGGUGUUCCUGCCCUCAUUCUUUGGCUGGGGCAAGCCGGGCUACCACGGGGACAUCUUCGAGUGGUGCGCCCAUUCGUGGCCCACAUCGGCCGUCUUCACGGGCUUCGUGGUGUGCCUGUUGUACGCGCCCGCCGCCCUGGUGGUCUGCUUCACUUACUUUCACAUCUUCCGCAUCUGCCAGCAGCACAACCGGGAGAUAAGUGAGAGGCGGGCGCGCUUCCCCAGCCAGGAGAUGGAGGUUGGGGAGGCGGGCGGCGGCGGCAGCGGCGGCGGGGGGCACCCUGGGGGUCACGGUCCGGACAGGUGCUACGCCAUGGUGCUCUUCCGCAUCACCAGCGUCUUCUACAUGCUCUGGCUGCCCUACAUCAUCUAUUUCCUGCUGGAGAGUUUCCAUGUGCUGGUCAGCCCUGCCCUGUCCUUCGUGACCACCUGGCUGGCCAUCAGCAACAGUUUCUGCAACUGUGUCAUUUAUAGCCUAUCCAAUAGCGUGUUCCGUCUCGGCAUGCGCCGCCUCUCGCAGACCCUCUGCUCAUUCAGCCACUGUGCCGCCGAUGACAGGGACUUCGGAGAACCCAAACCCCGGAAAAGGCCAAAGUCCUGUUCCAUCUGAGGCAUUGUGAGGCUCUUGUCAGCUCUUUGCGAAAGUUGCUGAACAUUCAAUUGACAGGGCUGUUCCCAAAGAGAGAGGGUUUAGGCUCGGACCGUUUGUUUGAAGAAUACCAAUGACUUUGCUGCAGUAGUGCUCAGCUGUGAUUUAUAAGCAAGCAUUAGAUUUCUGUGAGGGGGUAACUAAAAACUAAUGUCUAUAUCAUGUGUAGUGGGAUUUAGCUGGUAACCAACUGUACACCAUCUUGUAGAUUUGUUUUUGACCUAUGGUUAUCUCAGACUUUGAUGUUGAGCAAAUAUGUUUUUCAUCAGUGCUACGACAAAGUUGGCUUCUUUCAACUAGAGAAGCAUCUUAUUAAGGGUGACCUUGAGAUUUUAACUCUAUCUGAUUUCCCCAUGAUGUUGACUGGACUGUAUGGAAUUUGGGUGUCAAUAUUAAUACUGCACAAAAGCUGUAUGGGAAUAGACCGCAUCGGCGCGCGUGGAGUUCACAGGGAAUGUGCGUGCAUAUGGCUGACCACUCACUCAUUAUACAUGAUGGCCCGCUACCAUGCGGAUGGCAGGUGACCUUCACCUGUUAGGACAAACUACAUCUGUUGUGGAGUUUGCAGAAGAUUUGGAAGCAGACACGACACUGAACCUUCUAUGACUUUCUCAAAGAAACGGGGCACUCCGUUUGCCCGAGUUACACAAUGUCUUUGGGGAAAAAAACACCCCGCUGGUUUAGUUUUAUUAGAUAUUUCUAUAUUUUGAACAUUUUAUUUUGUAUCUUUCUGUUAAUGCCUCAUGUACAGUAGCUGUUUAGGAGGUAGAUUAGGGGUGAUUGGUUUUGACCUCUACUGAAUUCUCGCUCUCUCUAUAGCUCUCUCUCUAUAGCUCUCUCACUAUCUAUAUAUCUAUCUAUAUAUUCAG